AUGAUAACCAAGAGCAAUAGCAGUCUCGGAUUCAUCUUGCGGCGGCGAGGCUUCGGGCCGCUCGCUGCCCUGGCGCUCAUUUUGAUCUUCUUGGCUCUAUAUCGGAGCCAUUACGGCCAUGGAUUCAGCGACAGUUGGGGUGAACCUCACGACCUUGGUCGUGUCUUCAACUCGACCCUCGGGUUUGAAGAUAUUCUUGUUGUCGGCUUGCCGUCACGGACAGAUCGCCGCGAUGGCAUAGUACUCGGUGCCGCCCUGUCGGGGCUUAGAUUCAGCUUCAUCGAUGGAGUAAAAGGUGACCAUGUCAACGAAAAGGCAGUCCCCGUAGGCGAGGAUCCAGAGAACCAUCUGAAGGGUCCGGGGCUGGGAUCCUGGCGUGGUCAUAUGAACGCCAUUCAGGAAGUUGUUCGGAGAAACUUGUCGUCGGCGCUCAUCAUGGAAGACGACGUCGACUGGGACGUCAGGAUCCGUCAGCAGCUUCACGACUUCGCCCUUUCCAGCCGAGCCCUCACCCAGCCGUUGCGAUUCCAGCCAGGCACAUACGCGGAUCCCACGUAUCCCAACCCAGUCGAGGGCUCGCCGAACAAGGUUCCCGACCUGAACUUUUCCACGCUCCCCGAUACCAUUCGCCCUUUGACUUCCCCGUACGGAGAUAACUGGGAUGUCCUCUGGCUCGGGCACUGCGGCAUGUCGUUUGCGUCUGAAAAAAACGCCCUCAUGGCCAAGGGUCGCGUGGUCCACAUGAACGAUGUUUCCGUGCCGCCCAAGAGGAAUCUCUGGUCGCUCAGCCCACCCUUCCUGCUCGUGGAUGACUACCCGGCACACACCCGCGUCGUCCAACACGUGCAAGAGGGCGUGUGCAGCCUCGCCUAUGCCGUCAGCCAGCGGGGUGCCCAGAAGAUGCUUCGUGAGAUUGCCCUCAAGCCUGUGACUGCUCCGUUCGACAUCCUGCUCCGCUUCUACUGCGAAGGGACCAGCGGCCUUACCAAGCAAGAGUGUCUGGGUGUCAGCCCACCUCUCUUUUCUCACCAUCGGCCGAUUGGCGCCAUUUCUUCCUCGAGCGAUAUUUCCAAACAUACCGGCGGAUUCAGAAAUGAGGCAGGCACGGACAUGAUUCGCUUCAGCGUGCGCCUGAAUGCCGGAGUCAUCAUCGAUGGCAGUACCAACUACGUUGAUCAGUUCCCUGAUCCCCCCGAAUGA
Messenger RNA from Metarhizium album ARSEF 1941, 1200 nucleotides. RefSeq names its product Glycosyl transferase, family 25. The record is from RefSeq and is a predicted model, not a curated record. The coding region runs from base 1 to 1200 and encodes 399 amino acids. Lineage: Eukaryota; Fungi; Ascomycota; Sordariomycetes; Hypocreales; Clavicipitaceae. The transcript has 3 exons.